Molecule: messenger RNA, 7882 nt
Organism: Porites lobata
Lineage: Eukaryota; Metazoa; Cnidaria; Anthozoa; Scleractinia; Poritidae
Source: the annotation of a GenBank genome assembly
CUUCGCGGGAAGAAGAAAAACAUGGCGACAAUGGCGGAUUGCUUUCCAAAAAGUCCAGAUCCUAUGUCUCGACACCGUUCGCAGUACAAGUGUAGCACACCACCGUGGAAAGAACAAUACAGAAAGGUAUUUCAAGGUCAUAUGCCAUAGUUAUUUGUCUGCGUGUAUUUUUUGUGAAGCGAAACAGGAACGUACAGUGCAACAAUUGGAAGUGUGUCCGAUAUGAUUCUUAAUUAAGCUAAAUUAGCUUAUGUGUCUUUGUCCAGUAAUGCCUUGAUGAAAUGAAAUAGUCUUGACUUGUUAUACUGUUGCUGUUUUCAAAGAGAUGCUUGGACAGACUCAAAAAUGGAAGACAGAGAUGUGUGGACCGGUUCAGGCAAGGCAGUAAGACUGAUCACUCCUCCAUGGUGAACGAAGUGAUGAAUGAAGAAUGGUUGAGACUUAGUGAAGAGAAUAGUGAGCUUCCUCUGUGGCGCCCAAGUAGACAGUCAUGCACACCUUUUGCUGGGGUGAGGACGGACAUGUCAACACGAAAAUGGGUGUUACAGUAACAUAAAUUCACUGGCUUGAAAAAUGACUUCUCAAACUCGUUAAUGAUUCACAAAGAAAAUACAAACGAGAUUAAUGUUUAAUGAGUGUUUGGAAUUCAGAUGAAAAACUACCCAUUUUUGCAUCCUCAAUUUCUCCUUCUAACAUUAUUUCGUUUGAGAAGUAAUAUCAGGGUGUUACUAAAACGAAGACCCAAAAACCUAAGACCUAAGACCCCUUGGACUAAAACGAAGACCCUAUGGACUAAAACGAAGACCCCUUGGACUAAAACAAAGACCCCUUGGACUAAAACGAAGACCCCAUGGACUAAAACGAAGACCCCUUGGACUAAAAUGAAGACCCCAUGGACUAAAACGAAGACCCCUUGGACUAAAACGAAGACCCUAUGGACUAAAACGAAGACCCCUUGGACUAAAACGAAGACCCCUUGGACUAAAACGAAGACCCCUUGGACUAAAACGAAGACCCAAUGGACUAAAACGAAGACCUCAUGGACUAAAACGACUGAUGCUAACCGCUGAGGGCAAUGCCCGCUCCCGUAAUUUGAUACAGCGAUUUGAUGUUGUGGAAUUUCCUCUGCAGUAUUUAGUUGUGAUAGUCAAGUCUAUCACUUACCUUUCCUUCAGGUUUCUUUGCGGAAAAUAUUUUGCAUGUUUUAAACCUCUCUGGAAGUGUUUACGAUGAAGAUGAUGUCAGUUUAAUUUAAAUCAAAGCUUUUUGCAAAGUUAGGGCGAGAGAGCCCUUGUGGCCUAGUGGUUAAAUCGUCACUUAGGAACAAAGGUUCCAGGUUCGAGUCUCGUCAGAGGAAAUUCCACAACAUUCCCAAAUCGCUGUAUCAAAUUACGGGAGCAGGCAUUGCCCUCAGCGGUUAGCAUCAGUCGUUUUAGUCCAUGAGGUCUUCGUUUUAGUCCAUUGGGUCUUCGUUUUAGUCCAAGGGGUCUUCGUUUUAGUCCAAGGGGUCUUCGUUUUAGUCCAAGGGGUCUUCGUUUUAGUCCAUAGGGUCUUCGUUUUAGUCCAAGGGGUCUUAGGUCUUAGGUCUUCGUUUUUGGGUCUUCGUUUUAGUAACACCAGUAAUAUCAAGCAUUCGAUACGGUGUUUCAUCACCAGAUGAAACACCAAGAAGAGAGUUGAAAAUAUGACGCGCAGCACUGCGUCUCAUGCUUGAUAUAUCACAUGACACUGACCCACCCUGCCAGCUGAGCAGAGCCUCCUUUUUUCUUCUUCUUCUUGAUCGAGGACUGGCCCCGUUCAUAGUUAGUUAAGUGCAAUGGUUAUCAAACCCGUUAGACUCCUUUGUUAUAUGUUUUUGGUAGCUUUUUUGGACCUGACCAUGCACAGCAUUCCUAUCAUUUUGAAAUUUCUCACCAAUAGUAACAUAAUUUGUAUUAAUUUAUCCAGUCACAAUAUGUGAACAAAAAACAAAGGAUUUUGCAUGGUCAGGGAGCUUCCAACAUAAACUGCAGCACUGUUGUUUUCAACUCUGGUAUUUACUGGCUUUCAUAACCAGUCUCGAGCUCCUCUGCUAACUAAUUGCCCUACUGGGAGGGAUGGGGGGGCUAUUAAAGAGGGAAGUGCACUUAAGCUUGGGUAGGAAGCUGCUGCUGAGCCCUUCAAAUGCUAAUGUCUUUUCUUUUCCCUCUUUUUAAGACAAUACACUAUGCCUUAUUUUGAAUCAUGUUAACCUGGGAUCAGGCUUUUUUUUUUCGGGGAAAUGGGAAAAAAAGAAAUGCCUGAUGCAUUUACUUCACGAGUUGUCUGCCACCCUCUAAUUAAAAGUAUCUCUCAACAUGUGUGUUAUUUUACCAGAUUUUACCGGAAAUUCAAGCGGUUUGUAACAAAGGCAGCUAUUAUCAAGCCAUGCAAAUUUAUUGUAACAAAAGAAGACAUUCCCAAUUCUCAAAUCAACUCCCACAAGUAAUAUUUUAAGACUGGUUUGUGACAUCAGCAUGGUAGUAGUGACGUCAUGUGAGAUGGUCUAUACUCAGUCUUGAUUCUGACAAGUCAAAAAUAUGGCAUUAUUUUUCAGAUUGAUGUAGAUGGUCCAGAGGAUACCUCACUUGAUGAGAUUCUUUCCGUAAUGGAUGAGAUACAAAAGGAGUUAAUGGACGAAGGUCAGAACUCGUGAUAGAUUCUAAGCUCUUGCACAUUGAAUCUUAGGUGUAUCAUGUUACAUGUAUAUCUUACAUACUACCAUCUUGUCUUUGACCACUGUAAUGCUGUCUGGGGUAGCCUGAAUAAAGGGCUAGCAAGCAAAAUUCAAAAGUACCAAAACAGGGCAGCCCACAUAAUUACCUCACAGGUGUAUGAAACGAGAUCAGCAGAUCUCCUUAAAUUUCUUGUUUGGGAUAAUUUAGCCAUAAGGAGGGACCAAUUGCUUUGCCUUCUUAUGCAUGAUGUCAUAAUCAAAAACGUGCCUGAACUAUAUCUGAGUGAACUCUUUCCAAUGAGCUGCAAAAGCAAUCCCCACAAAUCUUGCCUUGUAUGCACUUACAUACAAAACUGCUCUGUGAACGCUUUCAUAUGUUUAGUAUGAUACUUACUUCUUUGCCUGAUCACAGAGCGAAACAUUCUUGCUCAGUAUGAAGAAAACCUCAAGUUUGAAGAAGCCUCACUUUGUGCAGCUAUUGAAUGUCUUAGAACUGAUGAUGUGAUUUGUCCAGUCUGCAAGAGGUUGGUAGCGUCAAUCUAUGAACCAAUCACUAUUGAUUUGUUUUAUGCAGUAGAUUAAUACAAGUUUACCUAAAUGUUUCAUACAGUAUCAGUAACAUAAAAGUGGUUGUAAAUUUAUGCAGAAUCAUCAAAAUCAUUACGGAAUCGCGCCUGUAGAUACGCGUCGCUUGUAAAUGCAGAUUUUUCUGUCAAUCAAAUGUGUCCUAUUAUUUGUGGGUGGAAAUUGGUGAAACAUCGUUAUUGUUUUGGAGACAAUAGAAGAACAAAAGGUAACAGAAAGAUCAAGUUAUGCGGUCUUAAAGCGUGUUGCGUGACUUAAAUCAGUUGUAGCAUUUCUCUUAACUUUCCCGCAUUAAAACGUUAGAAUGAAAAGUCUGAAGCUUAGCUUUUAAAAUCUCUAUAGCCAAAAUAAAGAGGGUGCCCCAAAAGGCAAGCAUUUGGGAAUUCAAACUCGAUAUUUUUGUCUCCAGCGAAAUCCGGCGGAUGAACAGUAAUUUACAUAUAAGCGUAAGUGAAGCGAAAUAGAUACAAAUUGCCGUGGUUGUAAACACAACGUUUCCUCGAAGUUAUUUUCCUUUUAAAAGCGUAAAUUCGCAUGAAAGAGCUUAGCUUGCACAAAAUAAUUUAAAAUGAAACGAAUCAAUUCAAAAAGUGGUAAAAAAAAGUCAGGAUAUUUCAGUUCGAUGGAAAGUAAGUGAUUGGGUAGGUGAUUUGCAUACUGAUAAAAACAACGUCUAGCGCAGUUCAAAACCGUUCGGCUUCCUGAAUUGUUUUUCUGGAAUUCUGUACAUUCUGCUGGCCCAAAUCGUUAAAAUAUCUUAUGAAGUCAAAAUAUUUUUCAAGUUGAGAGUUUGCGUUUCCUUAUAAAACAGAGAGUAGCGCGAAAGCUUCUAUCUAUAGAUUUUCUUAAGUUAAAUUACCUUUGUAUCGUGGAAACAAUACCCUAUAACACUUGAGUCUUCAAUCAAAGGAGGCGACAUGCGUCGGCUUUCUUUGUGAGCGCGCAAACAGUCAUGGGACCCGCGAUUUUGCGGGCGACGCGGAUCUAUAGGCGCCAUUCCGUAAUGUAUGAGAACCGUUAAUUUGGAAAUCACAAGUGUUGAGCUGGACAAGUGAAUACGUUUUAUUUUUUGUUUUUGUAUCUGUUUCCCCUUGUUAUCAGGAAUCCAUUACACCAGAACAAACAGAUCAUUUUUUGUGCCUGUGGACUGAGAAUUGAUACUGAGGUGAGAUUAGAGGACACUGUGACAUACAUGAUAUUUUUGCUUUUACCCCAUAAUGAUGACUGUAGAAAAAAUGUUGUAAGGUCAUUCCAGAGAUCCAUGUGAUCUAUUUCGUGUAAAAAAGCACACUUGGAUAUUGAUGAUCAUUUUGCCUGUAUGUUCUAGUAAAUAUCUUUCAUAGUUGUUUAUUAUAUAUGUACUGUGACAAGCUAUGUCAUACACUUUCAUAUGCCAGUUGAUUCUUGCCCCCACCCCCCAGAUCAGAGGAGCAAACAAUGUUUUUCACACAUGAAAAAAAAAACACAUCCAAUCAGAAUCGCAAACAAUAGGGCCAUUUAUACGAGGAAAAAUAAGAUGCGUCUUACAUAAGAUGCAUUUAAAUAAGACGCGAACUUUCCGUAUAAACGGCACAUUUCGUCUAAAAUAAGAUGCGGCUUAGCUAAGACGCGUCUUAUUAGAUAAGACAUGCUCGUAUAAAUGGUACAGUUUGCGUCUUAUUUUUCCUUGUAUAAAUGGCCCUAAUGUUUUUUCCCAUGUGAGAAAAUGAUAGGUCCAAUCAAAAGCCACAUUGGUGUGUGAGUUUCAUGCCAAGUUUUCCACCUUGCAGCACUCUCUCGCUUACAUGCAUGUGCACUUUCCAUGAACUAUUCUUUAUACGGUACACUGUUUGUUAAGUUUGUUGCCAUGGUUAACAUAGUGAAAGCAAAAUAUAGUUAUCCUGUCAUAUGAAUUAUCCCAUUUUAAUUUUCACCACUGCAUAAGCAUAUUUUCUUUUAAAAUGAGUUUAUAUUUUGUUACCGAAAUUACUCUCACAGAAGGCAUAAACUUUGGCACAAUUAUGUGUUUUGAUUAACCUUGAUCUGUUGUCUUUGGUAGACUUGUUAACACAACUGUACUGAGGCCCAAAUAAUUUUAGAAUAAGUCUGUGAAAAUUAUGCUUGAGCAUACCCAAAUUUAAAAAAAAAACCUUUUAACUAGCAUGAUUAAAAUCUACAUAUUUUUAAGUGCGACAAAAUCUCAGUUCUAAAUAACAGUACAACAAUCAUUUUUCAUUAGGAUUUUGAAAGGGUAAAUUCUUAGGUUUCUACCGCAUGUUAAUUCUAUUUAAUAUUUCAAUGUUCGCUUGUUGAGAAUGAAUUUUGAAUUGUACACCUCUUCAAAUUUGUACCUCCCUUUGAAUAAUAUCCCCCUUCUAAGUGUAAAUCAGUACAUCAUAUGUUUAGUGGCAGGUGGAAAGAAAAUGUAUCUGCUGUUCCACACCCUCGUCCAAUAAUUCAUUUCUCCAUUGAAAGUUAGAAAGAUCCCGGGAUUCUUCUAGUGAUGGGAUUCAUGUACACUAACAGUAAAUCCUCCCUUGAUUUUUCUUGCUUAGUAUGAUGCAGUCAACCUGAUCUAUGUUAGAAACCAAAUUGAUGAGGCACUUGCAAUGCACAGGUAACUAUCCCCUGGGGGCACAGCUCCUUUUUUGCCCUAAACAGGUAUGUGCAACAAAACAGGGUGUGUUUUUUGGGGUUCUGCUGACUUUUGAACAGAGUAACACGUGUCUUUCUGGACCAGGAACCUCGGAGCAGGGUGUAAAUGUUGAAGGUGCACAGUCUACAUGUGUGGCAUCAACAAUAUUUCUUAGAAUCUAAUUCAAUGUUGUCACUUUGAAAUAACACGUAAUUUUCUGUUGUAAGUUUCAUGAAAAAAAAAGGUAGAAAAAUUGAACAGGGUCAGGAACUUGGUAGUUCACCCUAUCUUUUACCUGGGUUAUGUUAUCACCAUUAGCCUUAAGUGUCAGAUAUCUCCUCAACCCCCCCCCCCUUAUGGGCUGCUAGGCCAUUUGGAGGGGGUGGGGCAAAGAGACAGCUGAUGCCUCUGACUAUAACCAUAUUAAAUUUUGUUUAAUAGCUAUUUGGAAUGAACCAGUCAGUACUUCUCUUUUCACCCUAAAAAGGGAACAACCUUGGCUAGCCCAACAGGCAACUUGCCAGGAAAAUACUCUAACAGGGUAGUGGCUCUUGGUCAGGGCUUUUAUCAAAUUCUGAUGUGGCAAUACUUAGUGAGGGUUUUUCUUACAGAGAGGAGCAUUGCAUGGCAGAGCCUGAAUUUUGUUCAACAUUUGUGAAAGAACUGGGAGUAAGCAAUCUAAUUUCAAUAUGCAAGGUAAGAAACGUAAUGUUUGUUUAAAAAAACUCCUGAUUACACAAGAGAACUGUAAAAUUUGAAAUACUCGCAGGAGUAGGAGUAACUACAGCUAAUUAAAUGAAGACAGUAAAAUAAUAAUUAUUUUAUCGUCUUCCACCCAUCUUUUGCAGUCCUGGUCAUACCCAGUGUCUAACUUGUGCUACGCAUGUAUUUUCAUGCUUUUCUUUCAUUUUUCUGCUCCAUGCUUGGUUUUUGCAGCUCAAUUUGUUGCAUUACCCAUCAUUAUAGUAUAAAAAAGAGAGAGACAUGAAGUGAGAAGGAAACAGAAACUGAAAAGGAUUGUCCUCUCUUGGACUCAACUUGAUAUCUUCUCUUCAUAUAGAACACAUUUGGACAACCAUCAUUUUGUGAGUUCAAUAUCUUUGCAGGUCGUGUUUGCACUGCAUACUCAUUGCAGACCUACAUGCUAUUUUUUCUUCUUGCUUUGGUACUUGAUGGUUUAGAAACGAGGAAGAGAAAACUGGAGUCGAAUUAUGUCCCAUGAUUGUCUCUGGGAUUGUUACUGGGGACUCGCUGGACAGCUAUUGGCCAAUUAUUUCCCCUUCCCUAGUAACGGUCCCAGAAGUCUUUGCAAAAGUUAACUCGCCUCAGUAUACUUCUUGUUUCUAAAGCGGUGAAUUUUCACCUUUAGAGCUGCUACCUGUAAUCAUGUCUUCCUUUAUCUCUAUAUGUCCCUUCCAAAAACGAAAAGGAGGAAAAAGAAUGGAAAAACCACAAGAUUGCAAAUUUUUAAAUCUGUACCCUCAAAAUGAAGUUGUUGUUUUUUUUUGCCACUCCUUUUUACCAUCGCAUUAUUGUUAGGGGCUGUCCACACUUAACCAGGCAGAAAAUGGUGUUGUGUUCACACCUUGAUUACCUGAUAUGCAACUACAGGUGUACAUGAUUACUCCAUCUCACCCUGUCAGACACCAUUUUGAAACUUGAGCUUAGCAGUGAGAACAAGGCGGUGGACUGCCCCAGAACUCACUAAAAACGGUGUGCUUACAAGGACCCAUAGACCUUGUACUCGGACGCUGGCACUAUGCCCGAAUGCUUGCUUGGGUACUUGAAGUUUGGAUGUGUUUACAUUAGUGUCCAGCAAGUACCGUACUCGGGCACCUUGCCCAGGCACCAGGUGUGAACCCUGCCUUAGAUUCCUUAUGUGUUCAUGUUGUUCUUUUUCAGGCCUGUGAAUUUAUGUACAUUGUAAUUUGAAACAAGAGAAGGGUAGCAGCCUUUGAGGACAUCUCGCUUUGAUUACUCUAUCAAGC